This is a messenger RNA of Adineta ricciae, 636 nucleotides long. NCBI's taxonomy places the organism in Eukaryota, Metazoa, Rotifera, Eurotatoria, Adinetida, Adinetidae. The record is from the annotation of a GenBank genome assembly.
AUGAUUUGUGGCAAAGCUGCAUGGUUUACUGCGCAUCGUUUUCUAAUGAGCAUCGCAGCUAUUCUAACUACGCUCGGUUUUCUGUUCAUUUUGGUGUUUUUACAAGGUACAUGGGUUCCAAACGGCACAACACGACCGUAUGCUCACUCAAUCACUGGCGUAAUUGUGAUCGGUCUAGCGUUCUUUCAACCAUUCAUUGCUUUAUUCCGUUGUGAACCCAAUAGUCGGUAUCGAUCUAUCUUUAACUAUAUUCAUGCAUUUGUUGGAUUCUCAGCGUUCAUUCUCUCUGUUGCAACGUUAUAUCUUGCCACCUAUUUCCAUGUGUUUGCAGAUACGAAAGGUCGAUUUGUCAUGAUUGCUUGGAUAGCUUGGGUAGCUUUGAUAUUUCUGAUCUUUGAAUGUAGUGAAUAUUUUAUUCGGAAGAAAAAUCGAGAAUCUGGUUACACGAAUAUCAAUACGUCGAAUACUACAAUUGCUGAUUUGAUAGAAAAUUCUGCGACUCCAAAAUUGACUUCAUUCACUGUCGACAAUCACGAAGAGACGUCAGUGCAACGAAAAUCAAAAAAUGUCCUCUUGGCCAUACAUAUAUUGGUAGCGGCAACACUUUCAGUUAUUUUAACCACCUUGAUUCUUUAA